Molecule: messenger RNA, 1905 nt
Organism: Symbiodinium natans
Lineage: Eukaryota; Dinophyceae; Suessiales; Symbiodiniaceae
Source: the annotation of a GenBank genome assembly
AUGAAGGCGCAGCUCGCAGAUACGCAGCGGGAGUGCAACCGUUUGAAGCACAAGCUGCGGGAUGUUGAGACCGAGUUGCAUGUGGCCAAAGAGGUCACCGCAUCUGCCACAGAUCGCCUGACAGCCCAUGCUGAGCGAAAGGACCUCCUUCUCUCAGCAGGCGUGGAGCGGGGUGGCCUUGAGCGAGCGAAGCUCGAAGAGGAGCUCCAGCGAAUGGAGCGCUUGCUUUGGGAGCGCGAUCAGGAGAUCAAGAAGCUUCGACACUCUGCCGGCAGUUUGGAAAAGCAGCAGCUGCAGCUGGACCUUGAGAUGUGUGGACUGCACGCGGCCAAGGAGAACUCCACUCUUGAGGCCCGUGAGCUAAGCACUGGCAUCGCGGAUUUGCUGCACAACCGGCUGCAGAAGGUGCCAACCACCCAAGAAGGUCUUAUGGAAAGCAUGGCUAGCGGAAGCCCCUUCUUCGGCACACAGAACCUGGACCCUCAACGCCAACGGGAGGAGAAGCGGCUCAAAGACAGCACGCACAAAUUGGAGUUGAAGCGCCAGGAGCAUGCUGAGCUGAAGCGCCGGGCAGACCAGGCAACGGCUGAUGCAAAGAAUACCGAAGAGGAGGAUGCAGCCCUUCACCAUCGCGUGCAACUUUUCGAGCGACAGCUGCGAGAGAAGCAGGGGCAGAUGGAGCUGCACGACAAGCAGUUCGUCCAUGAGGGGGGCCUCCUCCGAGAGCACGUGGAGGAGUUGCGCACGGCUCUGGCCAAAGAGCAGACGAGCUUCAUGACUGCGGACCAUUGUGUGGCCUUACACAGCCAGGCACAACAUGAGGCAGAUGCCACGAAACGAGAGAUAGAGUCGCUCCUGGCGAUCGUUCUGCAGCUUGAUUCUGCUUUGCGGGCUCGGCAUCAGCAUGUGCAUAGCGCGGAGGUUAAGAGUGACGCCAUCGAUGUGCCUGCUUCUAAGCGCGCUGACCGCGGGCUCUCCAUGCACUACUCCGAAACAGACCUGAUGCUGUUGGAGUGGUAUGCCGGCUGGGUCACAGGCUCAGUGCAGUCAGCCAACGUCAGCGCAUCCGAGAGGGGCUUCACGGUGCUUUACGAGGGAGAGCUCACCGUGCUGCGGCGUGGCGGAGCCGAAAGCAGGUACUGCGUCCUGCGCCACGAGACCUUCCAGUACUACACCUCCGCGAAGGACUUCAAGGAGGGCAAAGCUCCAUUGGUCAGCUUCCCCAUUCUGGCCACGAGCAGCUUCGAAUCCAGCUCAGCAGGCCUGAAGCUACGUCAUGGUGCCAGGGUUAUUGUACUGGAAGGGCCAGAGGCUGCUGUGACAUUGUGGCGCAAAGCCCUGGAAGAGGCCUUUGGCGCAGCCAGGACACGUGGCGCUACGCUGCAACUUCACAUCUUUGGCUUAAACGAGAAGCUCUGCACAGUUCUGGCGGAGCCUGCGUGGAGAGUCCGAGACUUGAAGGCAGUUAUCCAGUCGGCCACUGGCAUUCUUCCAAGCGAGCAGCGACUCGUUUUCCGGACAGACUUGCUGAACGACCCGGAUCUGCUGCAGGGAGUUUUCCAGACGACCAAGGCUGAGGCCUUGGAGCUUUAUUUGGUACGCUGUCCUCCUGCCGCAGAAUGCAAGCCUGCAGGACUUCGGAAAACUCGGGAAGCCAUACUCCAGGCCGUACGCCACAAUUGGCAGCAGCUGAGUGAAGCCGAUGCCAUUUGGAGGCAAGACCGGGAGAUUGUGUUGGCAGCAGUGCGCCAGGACUGCAUGGCCCUGCAGUUCGCAUCGGAGGACCUGCGGGAAGACCCGGAGAUAAUCGUGGCAGCAUUGGGACAGUCGGGCUCGGCGCUGAGCUUCGUUGGCGGCCGGAUCAAGGAUCACCCGGACGUGUUGUCCAUGGCGGUGGGCUACUGA